AUGGGUGAACGCAUUGUCAUCCACGUACCACUUCACUCACCACGAGACCAGAUCUACACUGCUCUGCAAUGCCCUCCAUGUCACCCUUCGCCACACUCACCUCUCAACCCAUCACUCUCAUCGCCUCCUUCAACAUGUACUUGCGGUGCUCACCUUUCACCGUCUCUUCCACCUCUCCACCAACCCGCUGCUGCACACCACCACCACCUCCACCUCCGUUCUCACGCAAUCCACAGCCAACCCAAGACGCCUCUCAUUCCACUCUCCUCCUCCACACCUCCUAACUCGGCUGGCUCUGCUCCUGCUGUCGCUGCUGCUGCUGCCACUACUGCUGUCACCUCAUCACCUCGCCCCCUUUCCCAAAGUCAAUAA
Echinococcus granulosus is the source of this 372-nucleotide messenger RNA. RefSeq lists its product as hypothetical. The transcript has a single exon. The record is from RefSeq and is a predicted model, not a curated record. Lineage: Eukaryota; Metazoa; Platyhelminthes; Cestoda; Cyclophyllidea; Taeniidae. Bases 1 to 372 code for a protein of 123 amino acids.